Messenger RNA from Drosophila gunungcola (fruit fly), 1078 nucleotides. Its product is annotated as neuropeptide F. Lineage: Eukaryota; Metazoa; Arthropoda; Insecta; Diptera; Drosophilidae. The record is from RefSeq and is a predicted model, not a curated record. The transcript is spliced from 3 exons. The coding region runs from base 537 to 845 and encodes 102 amino acids.
CCAGCACUAAACCUUAAAAUUAACCUUUUUUUCUCUGUGUAGACUUAGAUGCUCAUGCAUAUCCUUGCCUUGAGUGUGACAGCCGAAAUUCCCGAACUAUGGGGCCCACCCAUAAAUUAGGCCACACACAAAGCGGCCCAAAUUAUUCUGCUGCAAUGGAAUGACCAAUGCCAAAGCCGACACGCAAAGUGGCAAAACCACACGAAAAGCUCCACGGGCUGGCAAAAAGUGGAGCUGUUGCAUUGCGCAACAAUUGCACCGGCCAAGCAAAGUCCGAGGCAAAAUCGGCGAUGGCAAUGGCGAUGGCGAUGACGAUGGGAAGAUUGGCGGGCCAAAACACACACAAGCCACACAAGACAUCGCAUCAUGAAUGAAUGACGCUUGUCUCGAUCUGAGCGCAGCAGCAGCUGAUUCAGUGAGCUGUGAACUUGUUUGCGACAGCAAAACAGCAGCCAGUCGGCAAUUGCCUAUCGGCAGCCAGUAGUCAGUAGCCAGCUCAAUAUCGGACGGGAUCGGAUAUAUCAGUUACUAAAACUAUGUGUCAAACAAUGCGUUGCAUCCUGAUUGUCUGCGUGGCCCUUGCUCUUCUUGCCGCCGGCUGCCGCGUGGAGGCCUCGAACUCCAGACCGCCGCGGAAGAACGAUGUCAACACCAUGGCCGAUGCCUAUAAGUUCCUGCAGGAUCUGGACACCUACUACGGGGACAGGGCCCGGGUUCGAUUCGGAAAGCGGGGGGCCCUGAUGGACAUGCUGAGGAAUCGCGAACUGGACAACUUUAAUCUGGGAAAGAAUGCCAACAACGGAGGAGAAUUGGUCCGCGCUUUGGAUGAGGAGGAGGUGUACUAAACCCACUCUUGGCAACCAUGGCAACGUUCUUAACUCAUGAUUAUUGUUAUUAGCAUACGCAUUAUUGUUUAGAAUAUUUUUCGGGGCAAUAGUUUAACGUGUUGGGAGAGGAUUUGUAGUUGCAGCUACAGAAUUAAGGAGUUAUUCUAGUCUUGAUGUUUGUUGAAUAAAUGAAAUACCCAAAUAAACGUCUUCGUGAUGUUAAAACUUAAAUAAAGAGUGCAAUGAUCAAA